AAGCCGUCGCAGAGAAUUGUGGGUAGUUUACAUGGCAGCGCCCUGUGGAGUCAUGUUGAAUUACAUACAACAGCCUUUGGUGUAACUUAACUAAACAUGUGGAAUCAAAUACGUAAACUGCAAAAGAACAGAACGGCGAAAUAUGGUAUCCCAAUGCUGCUGCUGGUCGUAGGAGGGUCGUUUGGAUUAAGAGAAUUCACACAGAUUCGUUAUGAUGCACAGAAGAUGCGAAAGAAGCUGGACCCUGCACUGGAAGCACGAAUAAACCCUCAAAAGCAGAGCGUCAUACUUCAGGAAGAGUAUGAGAAACUGAAGGAAUUGGAUUUGGAGGGAUGGAAGAACAUCCGUGGCCCACGACCCUGGGAAGAUUCUAAAGAGUACCAGGAACAGCAGCGAGCACAACUCGGUAAAGGCACAUAAAACCACAAAAUGUCUCCAACUACUGGCGUGGAAGUGUAAUACGUUCAUGAAACCUGUGGAGUAUGCCUGUGUCGUGCAUCUGUGCGCUUUAUGAUAAAUUAGCACUAUAAAAUAUUAUAUCUGACCAGAAACUCUGUUAGAUUCUCUCUGUUAUUGGCUGCCACAAUUAACCAUAUUAUGUUGUUUUCUAAGUUUGAAAAUGAACUUCAUAAUACAGAUUUUGUAUGUGUGGCAUCUUUUUUAUUUUGGUGACUCCUGUGCAGCUGCAACAUUUUAGUUAGUUUACAUUUACAGUAAAGGACGACACUUCAAAUUGGCCCUGAAAAUGCCACAAAAAAACAACGUUUUGGCUUUUGUUAUACUUGGCUAUUUGAGGUUUUAUUACAGAAACUGUAUAGCAGACAGACAGUAUGAUGUGUGCAUAUCAUAGAUCAUUACGAACAGUUAUGAGCCAAUAUGUGGGCCAGGCUGAUGAAUCAGUCAAUAUUAGGCUAUUUUUAGUUUGCGCACUUGGCCGGCUCAAAGAAAUGGGGUUUUGCUCAUGUAACACUUCAAAAAUCUACUGACAUCUUUGUUAGUGGAUAAUGCACAUUUAAUCUUCAUACAGGUGUGUGUUUUGAGCAGAUAUUGUUCAUUGAUUUAAGUGAUUUUGUGUAGAUCUCAUUGGCAAACAUAAACCUAGUUAUAUAGUUUAGGGUAAAAAAUUGGUAAUCUUCCACCAAUUAUGAAUGCCCUAAAGUACUGUAUGAAUAUGCUUUAAAUGCCGUAUAAUCGAAAUGUAAUUUGAACGUGUGUAAUAUUUUUUCAUAUUAAAUACUUUCUCUUAACUUCAA
This is a messenger RNA of Paramisgurnus dabryanus, 1253 nucleotides long. It is a transcript of the gene cox16, whose product is annotated as cytochrome c oxidase assembly factor COX16. Lineage: Eukaryota; Metazoa; Chordata; Actinopteri; Cypriniformes; Cobitidae. Gene Ontology annotation, biological process: mitochondrial respiratory chain complex IV assembly. Gene Ontology annotation, cellular component: mitochondrial inner membrane. The record is from RefSeq and is a predicted model, not a curated record.